Messenger RNA from Puccinia graminis f. sp. tritici CRL 75-36-700-3, 2036 nucleotides. RefSeq lists its product as uncharacterized. Lineage: Eukaryota; Fungi; Basidiomycota; Pucciniomycetes; Pucciniales; Pucciniaceae. Gene Ontology annotation, molecular function: protein binding. Gene Ontology annotation, cellular component: nucleolus. Gene Ontology annotation, biological process: ribosomal large subunit assembly. The record is from RefSeq and is a predicted model, not a curated record. Bases 82 to 1758 code for a protein of 558 amino acids. The transcript has 4 exons.
ACUUAUGGCCAAAGCAGGUAAACCGGCGGGAACACCUCACAACGACUCAGGAAGAACUAUUAAGAUUUACGAUCAGAUUCAAUGGCCACAGUCAUCCCACCACCGCCCAAGAAGAAGGCCAAGUUCGAGAAGUUGAAUGCAAACACCCUGAACGAUGCGAUAUUACCUUCAUUCCCGAACAUAAUCGUCCAGUUGAAGGAUGGAAGGACUGGCAAGCCUAUCGGAUCGAGCAUCUCACUGCCCAGCAAUACCGACAAACGUGGCCUCGAACUACUCGUCAACCAGCUCAAGAAAGACCAACGAGCCAAGAAACCCAAGCUCAGCCAUCAGGAGCGGAAACAACUGGCCGAGGAAGAGAAUGACGACCAGCAGGACGAUGAUGAUGAUGAUGAAGCUGAUGUGAACCUUCCCUGGAGCUUCUCGUUGACGUUAAAGAAACCCCUACCACCAAAGCUGCCAUCUGGCCCGGAAGUGCCAUCUCCAGAGGAAGAAGAAAUUCGGAUCCCAAUCUACGAGUCCCUAUCAAAAGACUUAUUAAUAAAUCACUCAAAUUUAAUCUCCACUGAAGAUAUCUUAGUGAUAGACUGUGAACCUGAAGCGAUUUUUAGAGUUCGUGAGGUGAGAAGAUGUAGCAGUAGUUUAGCCGGCCAUUCUGCCCCGAUCCUAUGCGCCUCAUUUUCGCCGACGGGGACAUAUUUGGCAACGGGAUCUGGCGAUAAUACCUGUCGAUUAUGGGACCUUUCGACGGAGACCCCAAAAUUCAGUCUAGCCGGUCACACAGGCUGGCUAUUGUGUGUUGAAUGGGACGGAUGCGAGCGGUUGUUGGCGACGGGCAGCAUGGACAAGACAGUGCGGAUAUGGGAUCCACUGACGGGGAAACAGAUGGGCACGCCCCUUAAAGGACAUUCGCAGUGGAUUACCAGUCUAGCAUGGGAGCCAAUCCAUCUGAAUAGCGAAACCACUCGACUCGCAAGUUCCUCUAAGGAUGGUACCGUGCGUGUCUGGAAUCCACGUACCGGUAUGACUCAAUUCGCCCUAGGUGGACACACCGCUAGCGUCAACGCCGUCCGGUGGAGCGGCCAAGGGAUCUUGUUCACUGCCUCCUCCGAUCGGACCGUCAAAUGCUGGGAUGCCAAGGACGGUAAACUGAUCCGAACAUUGAAUGAGCAUUCUCAUUGGGUCAACACGCUAGCCUUGAAUACAGACUAUAUCCUGCGCACCGGUCCAUUCGAUCCGAAGGACACCGCCAAGCCUAAAUCAAACGAAGCCGCCAAAGAAGCCGCCCUGAAACGAUACUCAUCCUUUACCUCCCUCGCUCCCGAGCUGUUGAUCUCCGGUUCAGAUGACCACACUCUUUUCCUGUGGCCAUCAUUGGACUCUGCUACUCCCAAAAAACCACUCGCUCGUCUAACCGGUCAUCAAAAACAAGUCAACCAUGUCGCUUUUAGCCCCGAUGGAAAAUUCCUCGCAUCCGCUAGUUUUGAUAACCAUAUCAAACUAUGGGAGGGUAAGACUGGAAAGUUCAUCGCUACGUUGAGAGGGCAUGUUGCGCCUGUUUACAGACUCUCGUGGAGUUGCGACUCUAGACUAUUAGUUAGUGCAAGUAAAGACUCAACUCUUAAGCUAUGGGAUCUCAGAACACACAAAAUCAAAGUCGAUCUACCUGGUCAUACUGAUGAAGUAUAUUGUGUGGACUUUGUGGCUGACAAAGUGGCGAGCGGUGGGAGGGACAAAGUCGUGAAGAUAUGGAAGAAUUAGUGGAAGCAUUCAAGCUCUACACAGCCACCUAAUUUUGGAUUUCUGUUUUGGCAAGAGGCCUUUGCCAAAUAGACUUUAUCUGCAGCCUGUUUUGUCUGACAUCUUUCUUGGCUGGCGCUCAGCUUUUAACAUCAAAAAAUUGACAGCUCAAAAGUUCAAUUCAACUCAUUUUUUUAACCAAGUAUCCUCUGGAAUUGCAAGAAUUCAUUUUUUUAGUACUUGCUCUGCAUUUUUGAAAAUGAAAAAUCGGGCGGAAUGGCACACAUGCAGGGAAUUCC